AUGGCCGCACUUUGCCCCUCAAGUAAAGGUCACAAGAGCAAUGUCAGCUUAUCACUAGGUGCAGGGGGCAGCCAUGAAAAGGAGAAACGCAGGAGGGUCAGCCGUGAGGAGGACGACGACGCGGGGGAGGUCAGCCGUGAGGAGGACGACGACGCGGGGGAGGUCAGCCGUGAGGAGGACGACGACGCGGGGGAGGUCAGCCGUGAGGAGGACGACGACGCGGGGGAGGUCAGCCGUGAGGAGGACGACGACGCGGGGGAGGUCAGCCGUGAGGAGGACGACGACGCGGGGGAGGUCAGCCGUGAGGAGGACGACGACGCGGGGGAGGUCAGCCGUGAGGAGGACGACGACGCGGGGGAGGUCAGCCGUGAGGAGGACGACGACGCGGGGGAGGUCAGCCGUGAGGAGGACGACGACGCGGGGGAGGACGACGACGCGGGGGAGGUCAGCCGUGAGGAGGACGACGACGCGGGGGAGGUCAGCCGUGAGGAGGACGACGACGCGGGGGAGGUCAGCCGUGAGGAGGACGACGACGCGGGGGAGGUCAGCCGUGAGGAGGACGACGACGCGGGGGAGGUCAGCCGUGAGGAGGACGACGACGCGGGGGAGGUCAGCCGUGAGGAGGACGACGACGCGGGGGAGGUCAGCCGUGAGGAGGACGACGACGCGGGGGAGGUCAGCCGUGAGGAGGACGACGACGCGGGGGAGGUCAGCCGUGAGGAGGACGACGACGCGGGGGAGGUCAGCCGUGAGGAGGACGACGACGCGGGGGAGGUCAGCCGUGAGGAGGACGACGACGCGGGGGAGGUCAGCCGUGAGGAGGACGACGACGCGGGGGAGGUCAGCCGUGAGGAGGACGACGACGCGGGGGAGGUCAGCCGUGAGGAGGACGACGACGCGGGGGAGGUCAGCCGUGAGGAGGACGACGACACGGGGGAGGUCAGCCGUGAGGAGGACGACGACACGGGGGAGGUCAGCCGUGAGGAGGACGACGACACGGGGGAGGUCAGCCGUGAGGAGGACGACGACACGGGGGAGGUCAGCCGUGAGGAGGACGACGACACGGGGGAGGUCAGCCGUGAGGAGGACGACGACACGGGGGAGGUCAGCCGUGAGGAGGACGACGACACGGGGGAGGUCAGCCGUGAGGACGACGACGACACGGGGGAGGUCAGCAUUGAGGAGGAGGAGGACACGGGGGAGGUCAGCCGUGAGGAGGAGGAGGACACGGGGGAGGUCAGCCGUGAGGAGGAGGAGGACACGGGGGAGGUCAGCCGUGAGAAGGAGGAGGACACGGGGGAGGUCAGCCGUGAGGAGGAGGAGGACACGGGGGAGGUCAGCCGUGAGGAGGAGGAGGACACGGGGGAGGUCAGCCGUGAGGAGGAGGAGGACACGGGGGAGGUCAGCCGUGAGGAGGAGGAGGACACGGGGGAGGUCAGAGCUGUGAGAGGGUGA
Messenger RNA from Bombina bombina (fire-bellied toad), 1455 nucleotides. Its product is annotated as sodium/potassium/calcium exchanger 1-like. Bases 1 to 1455 code for a protein of 484 amino acids. NCBI's taxonomy places the organism in Eukaryota, Metazoa, Chordata, Amphibia, Anura, Bombinatoridae. The transcript is spliced from 3 exons. The record is from RefSeq and is a predicted model, not a curated record. Gene Ontology annotation, biological process: attachment of mitotic spindle microtubules to kinetochore.